Paramormyrops kingsleyae is the source of this 4800-nucleotide messenger RNA. RefSeq names its product thyroid hormone receptor associated protein 3a (gene thrap3a). Gene Ontology annotation, molecular function: DNA binding; transcription coregulator activity. NCBI's taxonomy places the organism in Eukaryota, Metazoa, Chordata, Actinopteri, Osteoglossiformes, Mormyridae. The record is from RefSeq and is a predicted model, not a curated record. Gene Ontology annotation, cellular component: mediator complex. Gene Ontology annotation, biological process: positive regulation of transcription by RNA polymerase II.
UAAAGCUACCUUGCCUGGGUGACUUUUUUUGGGGGGGGGGUGCUCUUUAUUGGUGUUAACAGGAGCAGAAACACUUUGAGCAAAGAGGACUUUUCCAACUUAAUGUGGUCCCUUAUGCAUUUCGAUGAGUGCUUUUCUCCAUUCGUUUUUGCCAUUUGGCAAACACUGUUUUAUUAGCUUGUCUUGCCAUUUUCUGUAUAAUCUAUGCACUUUGUGAACAGGCAUUUCGCAGUUUUAAGUCAACCAUGCGAAUUUAAAUACUCAAUUAUUCUUGGUUUUUGAUAGUCCCAGGAUGUUUAGUGUAAGUUGGCAUGUUUUAUAUUUAAGUCUGUUUUGUUGCAUGAGUAUAUCGGCAUAAAUAAUUGCAUUACACGGCAAAGAGUUUCGCCUUCAGGGUUAAAACAACAUCCGUGUUAGAGUUGCUGCGGUCGCUAGAGCUUAAAGAUAGGGUAUAAAGAUGGUGUGAUGUAGAAACCCUUGACAGUGGAACAGCGCCACACAGUGGACAUGACUGGAAUCACAAACAGCAAGCAGUUGUCUUAAAAUGUCCGUUUGCUGCCAUGAUGGUUCUAGGUCUCGUUCCCGCUCCAGAUCCCAUUCCCCAAACCAGCACCGGGACCGGAAUUACCCAAGGGAAUACCAGAACAACCGUGAGUUCCGGGGCUACCACCGAGGCUUUCGCAGGCCCUAUUACUACCGUGGCCGUGGGCGGGGCUACUUCCCACGGGGCCGCUACCAGCGGGGAGGGGGUGGUGGAUACAACAACAAUUAUCGACCCAACAACUGGCAGAACUACCGUCAGCACCAGCAACAGCAGCAGCCUGCGCACCACCAGCACAGCCCCAGGAGGGGGCGCUCUCGCUCCCGCACACCCAAGAAGCGCUCGGGCAGCCCACGUUCGCGCAGCUGCUCCCGCUACUCUGACCGUUCGUCCUCCGGACGCUCCCGCCGCUCCUCGUCGUCGUCCUCUCGCUCCUCGUCUCCACGCCGCCGCUCUGGGUCUGGCUCUGCCAAAAGAAGCUCUAAGGAUGUGAAGGACCGGUCUGCGUCGAAGGAGGCCCAGCGGGCCGUGGGGGGAGAUGAGGAGCUGGCGGGAGGAGGUGGAGGCGGCGGUGAAGCGGGCGACGAUGGGGCCGAUGCGGAAAAGGCUGCCAGCAAUUGGCAAGGCCUGACUGACUACAACAGCAGCCCUAAACGGGCCAGUCCUGCGGUGCGCUCGGCAGUCAUCAUCAGCCAGGGGGCCACGGGUCCUGGCCACCCCGGCACAUCCGGUAACAGCGGUGCCCCCUGGCAGAGUACUGGCCCCACACCUUCCAGCAAAAGCCCUGCAGAGAAGAGCCCCACUGCUACGUUUUCUGGCUUUGGGCUCUUCUCCAAAGAGGACCACAGAGCAGGGGAGAAAGCUGCCAUCUCGACAGCGUUUAAGAAGUUCUUGGAAGAACACAAGAGCAAAAAGCAGGCGUCCGACUGGGAGAACGGCAGGGACAAGGAGGUCAGCUCUGCCGAUGGCGACAGGGAGAAAAGCGGCAGCAAGUGUGUCUUUGACCGGGGCGCGGGGUACAGUGCCUCAAAGAGCCUCGAGCACAGCAGCAAGGCUGAGAAGGACAAGUACAAAUAUGGUGAUAGCUUUGAGGGCGAGCCUUCGGGUGGCUUUAUGAAAGGGCCUCCUUUCCUUGGUGGCAAUGGGGGAGAGGAGGAGGAGGAAGUGGCGCUAGAGCCACGGGCCAAGCUCCGGAAGGAGCGGGAGGCUGAGGAAGAGCCCAAGCCCAAGGGCAAAGCUGCCCUCUCAGCCCGCGAGGUCUUCGACGAGCGCUUUGGCAAGUGGGAAGAUGUGUCCUACUUCCCCACAGCCAAGGAACGUAUGCGCAAGGAGGUGGAGGCGGCUGGCACUGAUGACCUUGACGACAUGGAAGAGGAGCUGUACCGGAGCCGCAAACAGGAGAGGGCCUCGGCGCUGGCCAAGAAGGAGGCAUACAAGGGCUUCUCCCCAGAAAAGCCGACAAAGAGCAGGAAGAAGGAGCGGGUAGAGUCCAGCCCAUCCCCGCCACCUCGGAGGAGGAGCACAGAGAACAGGGACCAUGAGAUGUUCAUGGUCCGCAGGGAUGACUCUCCUCCCAAAGCCUCUGUGAAGAGAGGGGCUGAGUUUAAUGUCAGAAUGGAGCCUGUAUGGGAUGAAAUUGCAAGCUCCUCCGGGACCUUGGCCAACGAGCGCCGGAUCUCACGGGACCUGGUUCAACCCACUAAGAAAGAUAAGGAAUUCCGCUCCAUCUUUCAGCACAUUCAGGCCACCCAACUGCGCAGGAGCCCUUCGGAGCUGUUUGCCCAGCACAUUGUCACCAUUGUUCACCAUAUCAAAGCACAGCACUUCUCGUCCUCAGGGAUGACUUUAAAUGAGCGAUUUGCCAUGUACCAAAGAAGGGCUGCUGAAAAGGAAACAGUGAAGCCAAGAAAAAGUCCAGAAAUACACAGGAGAAUUGAUGUUUCUCCCAGUGCUUUUAAGAAGCACUCUCACCUGUUUGAGGAGAUGAAAAGCUCCGGGGAAAGCAGCUACAAGGAGGACAGCAAAAAAUUUAAAGGUGAUUCUAUGGAUCUGCGUCUGGAUAUUGAGCGCCGUAAAAAAUACUCAAGCAAGGAGCGGGAACACAAACGGGACGGAGUGAGAGACUCGGACUCCCACGGGUCCAGCAGGGAGAGAUCCUCUGAGAAGUUCACCAAGUAUCACAAGAAAUCCAAGAAAAGCAAGAAAAAACGUGAGCGCUCUCGGUCCUCCUCGUCCUCUUCAUCCUCAUCCCCCUCACAUGCCCACCGUACCGGGGAGUACCCUCAUGAGGAGCCGGAGCCCCGCGAGGAGGGAUUCAACAAAGCCCGCUUGGGGCCGCGAGAGUAUGGGGGCCCCAUGGAGCGAGGCCGCGCCCGCGGCGGCUUUCAGUUCAGGAUAAGAGGACGGGGCUGGAACAGGGGCAACUACCCGGGGAACCAGAGCAACGGCAACCCAGCAAGCAUGGGCGCGCCUCCGCACCCAAAGAACGAGGACUGGGACCCAGAGUACACCCCCAAGAGCAGGAAGUAUUACCUGCACGAUGACCGGGAGGGCGAAGGGGAGAAGAAGUGGCUGGACACGAGAGGCCGAGGCAGGGGCACGUUCAUCCGAGGCCGGGGUCGCUUCAUCUUCCGCAAAGCUACCGUCGGCAGCAGCAGCCCCAAGUGGACCCAUGACAAGUUCCAGGGCAGCGGCGAGGAGGGAGAGCUGAGGGACGAGGAGAGUGAGCAGGACCAUAAAGAGGAAGACAAGGCCAUCGGCCCCGGGGCCGAGCAAUAAAGCAUGGAAAUGGCGCUCACCCUUCUGGGAUAACGCAGAAAUCUGACACGCAGAGGCAGCCUCUACACCACCACAGUAACAGCUCUGUCCAGCCAGCCACUUUCAGCCAAAAACUCACACACUUUAAAUACUCACUAGAGUAGGAUGACAGUUUUUAAAGUGGUUUUUACUUUUGGACUUUGAGGACUUGGGGGUUUUUCCCAAUAUGUAUUUUUAUCAAAAGGAUACUGUCUAGGAGUAAUUUACUUCAUGUUUUUUUUUUUUUUUUUUUUUCGGUUUUCACUUUUUAUUUGCUCAUUGUAAAAGCAUCGUCUGACAGUAGCGAUGAGGAAUAGGAAAGGGAACAGGAACUGAUUCCUGAAAUGAAAGAUAAAUGUGGCCCCAAAACAGCAGAACGUCAGGUUAUGGGGAGGGAUUCUGUUUUUCUGAGCACGAACUGUGUUUGUGCCUUAGAUGAUGACAAAUAACGAUCCAUGCAGGUAAUUUUUAAUUUUUUUUUUUUCCUGAGGGCAGGUUUUUUUCCAGUAGGAGUUGAAGAUGGUGGGGUUGUGUUUGAUUGUUGGGCUGUCGACUAGCCAUGCCCAACAUGACACAAAAACCUUCAACUGACCAUGGGACCAAUCUGCUGUGUGGGUCAAAGGUCACAUACAACAGACCAGCAUGCUUUCUCCCUGCCGUGGGCCGCGACAUCCAUGAUGUACCGUCCAUCACAAGUGAAGAUGUCGAGCUGCCCUGAUGGCAGCCCAUAAAUGCAGGGCUCUUCCUUGUGCUCGCUGCUGCGGUCGAUUUUAGGUUUUCAGACCGAUCUGUCUAGGUUUUGAUGGGUGUGUGUUCAGUGCAGAAGGUUUUGUGGAUGUUGUACUACAUUUUUUUUUUCUUUUAUAUUUUUAUUCAUCUGUACCGGUUUUCAGAAUUUAGUCAUCUAAGAUGAAGAUUUAAGUUAGUGCCUCUUGGAUAUUAGAGAAAUCACUUCUGAAUAGACAAAAUGAAAUACUGAGAUUGUAGAAAAUAAAUUAUUGUGGCCUUUAUGUUAGGGGAAAAUUUUAAAAAUGUGUUCUGUAGGUGUUCAGUCCAAAAUUUGAUAGGGUACAAGGUUUUUUUUCUUUUGGAGCCAAAUUACGUUUCUUCUGUAUUUUUUCCUUUCAGUUGACGUACAUCAGCAGUGUGCAACCCAGUCUUUCUGCAGUCCGAAAUUUUGUGUUUCAUACAAUGUUUAAGGAAGGGGAUACUAAUUCCUGUGUCAAUUCAAUUCUGUAAUUCUAACAGUAUGUAUGAAGAAUUUUGCUUUCACAAGGAACUACUGCAAAGACUAUGGCACUAUAGUGAUUUGUACAUCUUGUUCUGAAUUGCACUGCAUUUUAAUGUACAGGAUAUACUUUGACUGUGAUUAUUCAAUGUUGAGGCAAAGUUGAAACAUUUUUAAAUUGUUCCUGUAACUCUUGUAAUUUCCCAAAUUGUCAAUUAAACAAAAGGCUGGUGUA